AUGUACAAGGCCGUCAUCCUGCCGACGCUACUGUGCGGAGCGGAGACCUGGACGGUGUACACGAGGCAGGCACGUCGACUAAACCACUUCCACCUCAGCUGUCUCCGCCGCGUACUGAGGCUGAACUGGCAGGACCGCAUCCCCGACACCGAAGUGCUGGAACGGACGGGAAUUCUGAGCAUCUACUCCAUUUUGAGACAAAUGCAGCUGCGCUUGAGCGGCCAUCUGGUACGCAUGGACGACGAGCGACUACCCAAACGACUCUUCUACGGAGACGUCGCGACGGGUUCUCGUCGUCAAGGAGGCCAAAUUCGCCGUUACAAAGAUACUCUGAAGUCCUCCCUGAAGCGCCUGCACAUCAACCCGACCAACUGGGAAGAGCUCGCCCGCGAUCGUCCGACAUGGAGGAGAACAGUGAAGGCGGGCGCUGCUAUCUACGAAGCCAACCGCAUCGCCGCCGACAAAGUGAAACGCGAAGUCCGCAAAUCACAGCUUCGCCCAAUACGCAACGCCGCCGCACAACCUCUCCCUACGUGUCCUCGAUGUCAACGGACAUUCCGGGCACGAAUCGGACUUGUUGGACAUCUUCGAACCAACUGCACCUCUCGAACUGCUCCAGCCAUCGUCCCCGCGCCAGCCUCUUCCUCGUCCUCUCUUCCGCCAACUAACUCUGACACUCCUUCUGCACCACCACUUCCAUCCUCCUCCUUCUCCUCCACUGCCCCAGCGGUGGCCGUUCAGGCUGCCGUCUCACACAUCGCCAACCACGACACAGCAACCGCAACCACCCCCACCUGCCCUCACUGCGACCGCACCUUCACCUCACACAACAGCCUGGUCGGUCACUUGCGAAUCCAUCGCACAGAGGCUGGUGAACCAGUGCCUGGAGCACCAACCUACACCCACCGCACUCGCCUCCACUGCCCACAAUGCCCUCGCACCUUCCGGCAUCGCAUGGGCCUAUUCGGCCACAUGCGCAUCCACGAGAGCGGAAUUGACCGCAGCCUUGACACACCCACCCCGCCGAGCCCCACUCCCAAUCCAUCACCUUGUGCACCCACUAACCACUCCCUAGCCGACAUCGACGCCACCGACCUUACCACCCCUCACUCCCCCCCUUCCUCCUCCACUUCCUCCUUCACUGCCACAACGACGGCCACUCCGGCGUCUGUAGCGCACGACUGUACCACAGCCGCACCUGACACAACAACAGGCACAACCUCUGCAACCUCCAUCAACAGAUGUGAGGGCCCGGACUACAUCUGCCCUCACUGCGAUCGCACCUUCACUUCACGCGUCGACCUGGUCGGUCACUUGCGAAUCCAUCGCACAGAGUCUGGCGAACCAGUGCCUGGAGCACCAACCUACACUCACCGCACUCGCCUCCACUGCCCACACUGCCCUCGCACCUUCACGCAUCGCAUGGGUCUAUUCGGCCACAUGCGCAUCCACGAGAGCGGCAUUGACCGCAAUUCCGAUACAGCCACGACAUCCAACACGCCCAGACCCAUCCUCGCCCCACCGUCACACGCGCCGACCACCACCACCGCCACCACUGCUUCCUCUACAGCUGACACCGACACCGCCGACCUCUCAUGCCCACAUUGUCCACGCACCUUCACCUCAUGCAUCGGCCUGGUCGGUCACUUGCGAAUCCAUCGCACAGAGACUGGCGAACCAGUGCCUGGAGCACCAACCUACACCCACCGCACUCGCCUCCACUGCCCACACUGCCCUCGAACUUUCAGGCAUCGCAUGGGUUUAUUCGGCCACAUGCGCAUCCACAACGACCUGCGGUAG
Messenger RNA from Spirometra erinaceieuropaei, 1800 nucleotides. NCBI's taxonomy places the organism in Eukaryota, Metazoa, Platyhelminthes, Cestoda, Diphyllobothriidea, Diphyllobothriidae. The record is from the annotation of a GenBank genome assembly.